AUGGAUCAAAGGAUCAACGGUGCUUCGAGUGUCAAUACCGACACGCAUCCUCUUCACAUUGAGGUGCCAGUUGUGAGUACGCAGCAAGAAGCGCAGACAGGUCUCACGACGUCGGUUGGAUUUGCUCAAUCACCAUCUGAGCUGAUUGCUAGUCGAUCCACCAUGGGCGUGCUAGUGUCCGAUAGCUCGAUUAAUGACACAUUGGCACGACCCCAUAGCCGUGAGCAGCGCUCUCGCUCAGACACCGAGACCGACAGACGUACGCCUUAUGAUCUCUUCGUUCGUGGCUUUACGGAACGCAACAGCAGUGCAUCGGAAGAAUCUCCAACACGUUUGACUACAGCAUUGAGCACUCCCGUCAGUGGGGACGCCGUGACCUCUCGAUUGCUCCAGGCACUACCACAACUUGCAUUUGGUCAAUUUUUACAGGAUCUUAACAACCAGACACCGCCUUGGCGAGGCUUUGCUGGCGGAAGAACAGAUUUUAACGGCAAUGCAGCGCAAGAAGAUGAAACAGAGAGGACGCUACUCGAUCAAGAUGCUUAUACACUGAAUAUAAGUUCGGACACAUCUUCGAACACCAGAUCGGCAUCAGAAGAAGGAGUGGGUCAAAUGACUGCAUCAGAUAAUUCAAGAGAAAGUGACGGUACUUCAAUCGCUCAAGAAGGAAAUUUGACUCGAAAUUCAGACGAGGACGACGAUGAACAGACGGCAAUGGACGAGCUGCAGGCGAUUUUUCGACGGUGCCACAAUUCACUUCCAUUUAUCGCACUAUUUUUCAUCUACUUUGCGUAUCAACACGCAACAGGCAUUUUAGUCUUUGGUGUCGGUACAGUUGCAGUUAUGGGACUUGAUCAACGAUUGCGAGCGCAAGUUGCGCUUAAAGAUAAGGCUAACACGUGGCAUCUUGUUGGAAUUGUCGUUAUGUGUGCAAUCAAUAUGGUGGCGCUCUGCUCGGUGGAUGGCCAACGCAAUCCACUGCCUAUACUUCACUCUGAUGUUACGGAAGGUAGCAGCAGUCGCAAUGAAUUAAAAUCAUCUGGAGAAAUUUUUUGGCAUGUGCUUUGGACAGUACUUGUCAACGAUUUUCUAAUUCGAUUGUGGAGCGUUAUUGUGAAGGCCUUUGUGGCUGGUGCUAAGUCGGAUCGAGUUCUUUGUGAACGAAAGUACAGAGAGGAAGAACGAACUAGUGUGGAGCAACAUGCAUCAAUCAUCACAGUGGGCGAGGACGAGGACGAACGCUCGACGAUGGUCGCUCCGCUUGCACAAGACAAAGUGUCGACUGCUGCUUUUUACCGGAGAAAGCGAAAAUUGUACGGACUUAUUGAAAUGUGCUCUAUCUUUCUCCGGUCGCUACUCGCUAGUAUCCCGUGGUGCAGUCUCUACCAAGUCUGUGCAUCCAAAUUCAUGGCCGAUGUAUUCACGUUUGCUUACCUUGUGAUCAAGGGCUUGAUACUAGCAGCCCAAGGCCGACGUAUUAUUAUUCUAGCGCGCUCAUUUAAGAAGUUGGGACUCGAAUUUGGCGUGUAUGUGCCACACGAUGAAGUGGUGGAAUCUGGUUCGCCAGAUUGUUCAAUUUGCUACGAAAGAAUGCGUCAACCUGUCAAGCUCGCGUGCUCGCAUAUCUUUUGCGAAGAGUGCGUGACUGAAUGGUUUGACCACGAACGUUCUUGUCCUUUGUGUCGAGCUACUGUGGGUGGUACAUCAGACGACGCAAAUGUCAAGCCGAAAUUUUUAGAUGGUCGGACUAGUCUGGUGCCACAGCUUUUGUAG
This is a messenger RNA of Plasmopara halstedii, 1773 nucleotides long. RefSeq lists its product as hypothetical. The record is from RefSeq and is a predicted model, not a curated record. The transcript has 4 exons. The coding region runs from base 1 to 1773 and encodes 590 amino acids. Gene Ontology annotation, biological process: positive regulation of ERAD pathway. Gene Ontology annotation, molecular function: ubiquitin protein ligase activity. NCBI's taxonomy places the organism in Eukaryota, Oomycota, Peronosporomycetes, Peronosporales, Peronosporaceae.